AUGGGCAAGAAGGGCGGCAAGAAGAAGCAGGCGGAGCCCGAGGUGGAGAUCGAUCCCGACCUCAAGGAGCUCACGAUCCCCAAUGUGCGGGACCGCAUCGAUGCGCUGCAGUACCGGCUCAGCAAGGCUGCCAAAGACAGAAACUACAUGCAGCUUGAGAAGGAUAUGGUGAACAGGUUCUACGAGAUCACCAAGUCGGAGGUGAAGCAGAUCGACGCAGAGCUUCUGAACAUGGACCGCAAGAUGGAGAUCUUAGAGCGCGACUUUCGCGUGCACAUCAAGGUCCAUGAGCAGAAGGUGCAAAACCUCGAGUACGAGCACAAGGAGGCGAAGCACCAGGUGCAUGACACGGGGGAGAACGACGUGCAGAAAGAGAGAGACAUGCACUCGGAGCAGCUCCUGAAGAUGAACAAGGAGAAGCUGGACCUGAAGCGGGAGAUUCGGGAGACCCAGCUGGAGAACGAGGGCCAGGUGAAGAUGCUGAUCCAGGGCUUCGCCAAGCGGCUGCAAAAUCUGCGGGAUACCUUCGAUCAGAACCACCAGCAGCUGCAGGCUCAGUACGAGGAGCAGGUGGAGCAGCUCAAGGUCGACCUGGAGCUGCGCCGGAAGGUGGAGAUCCAUGAGAUCGAGGAGCGCAAGAACCAGCACAUCAACGAGCUGUUCUCCAAUCACCAGGAGGCCUUCGACGAGAUCAAGGCCUACUACAACGACAUCACCCACGACAACCUUCAGCUGAUCAAAUCCUUGAAGGACGAGAUCUACGAGAUGAAGGAGAAGGAGAAGACCAACAAGAAGAAGAUGGACCUUCUCCGCCAGGAGAAUCGGGACCUCACCAAGCCCUUGGAGGACAAGCUGGCGGACCAGCGGGAUCUUGAGGAGGAGCUCAAGACCUACACCAAGGACAAGAUGGCGCUGAAGAACCUCAAGGCUCACUACAAGAGGCUUGAGGAGCAAAUCUCAGAGGCCAAGCAGGAGUACCGGGCCUGCGAGGACAAAUACCGAAAAAUGGAGAAAGAGAGAGACGACCUGUACAAGCGCUUUAGAAAGGCGGUACAGGAGAUCCAGAGGAAGGCGGAGUUGGGCAAGAACGUGGUGUUGGAGAAGAAGCUCGAGGCACUGUCCGCCCAGUUCGAAGAGAAGCAGGCGCAGCUGUCGGAGGUGCUGAGCAACGCUCGGCUGGACCCCACCAUCGUGGCCAACGUCACCAAGAAGUUGGAGCAAGUCCUGGGUGCCAAGAACCGGCAAAUCAAGGACCUGCAGUACCAGGUGCACCAGGCCACGAAGCAGUACAACGACACCAUCCGUGUCUACGAGAGCAAGCUGCAAGCCUUGGGCGUCGAGCAGGAGGAGAUCGGAUUCGAGGCCAUUCAGACGGCGACGUCGCUCACGCCGGCGCGGCUGGUCACCAAGGCGGGGGUCGGGGGUCCGGCGGCUUUGUGGCGAGUCUUAAGGCUGCCGGAGCCUGGCGCUCUUGAAGUCCUGGGGGACUUCACUUUCUACAGCUUCAUGGAGCCGAGCUACGCCGCGCAGCUGAUGGUGUCCUACACCGAGGUGGAUCCAUCUUCGACACGCCUGGCAGAUGGCCAGGUGGUGCCGACCAGCGGGGGUCGUUUCCAGGAUGCGGGCCAGGUGUACUUCAACCAUGACACCGUGCUGGAUGUCAACAGGUCCUUCAGCUUCAAGCUGGCGGACGUGUACUGCGUGGCGCCGAUCCGGAACAAGAACUGUGGUGAGCCCUGCGGCGAAGACUUCUGGGCUGUUGGGAAGAACUGCUGCUCCGAGAACGGGACACACUUCGAGUGUGGCGAUGUUGGCAGCAAGCAUGCCAAGAGUGGGCUGAGACUUAUGGACAACACCGAUGUGCCCUUUUACAGGCUGGCGGUCGUGCAGGCGGCUGGCAAGCACAAGAUGGUGAGCCAGCACCCCAUCUUCUUCCACUGGCUGGAGGACCCGGUGGCCGAGCUCCACGGCUGGCAGCGGAAGGGCUUCAGGCGCUUCGCCAUCGCCAUGGCGGCCGCCUUCGCCAUCAGCGCUGCGGCGUUGGCGGCUGCGCUGCACACCAUGCACAUCGCGCUUUGA
Messenger RNA from Effrenium voratum, 2079 nucleotides. The record is from the annotation of a GenBank genome assembly. NCBI's taxonomy places the organism in Eukaryota, Dinophyceae, Suessiales, Symbiodiniaceae.